CAAAAGAUCAGAGUCAGGCUCAGACAUUGUGUUUCAAUGUCCGUAUCAAUCUGCGGCACCGUUGGAUCAGCCAUGUUGUCAUCGCAUUCCAAUCAAUAAUUGAGUUCACAACAUACAUUGAUCUUCUUUGUUGCUCACACUCGUCGACACCGCACAAAGUCUCUUUCAAGCCUUUAUUAUCCAGGCCACUCCUAACUCCAUCAGUAGUCUUCGAGGCACACCAUUCUUUCACACAACCCCAAACAAAGAACCCAACAAUACCCAGUCAUGGAUUCCAUCGUAUCUGUCCAUCUCCAUCAAUCUAUCACCCAACCCCUCCUUGCACACCAAGGACACGCAAAGCACCAUGGCUACCUUCCAACGUGUAGGAAUCAAGGAAGCCAGACUCCUCCUCCCAGGCACAAUCCUCUGGCUCCCACCCAAAGACCAAAUCGAGGAAGAUAGGUACACCUCUCCCCUGCUCCUGGACGGUGCAUUCAACCACCCUGUUGUAAUCUUAUCUUUCCAAGAGCCCAAUAGGGUUAAGUAUCAUUCCUGGGCUGAGAUUGCUAUUAUAACCUCCUUCCACGGAUCAACAAUCAAAUCCCACCUAGCAGCCAAAGGAAUCAAACAUAGCACGGGCGUCGAAGCAGCCGAGAAAGCAGGCUAUCUGCGUAUCGUGACGGCGUCGAAACCGCAUGCGAAAGAUGUGUUGCAUUUGCGGGAUGGGAAGGGGAUGAAGAGGGAUAGUGCGUAUGUGAAUGUGAAGGAGACGUUUUGGGUGGAAGUUUCGGCGUUGGCGAAGUAUGGGUUGGGGGAGGAUCUUAAUGCGUAUAGUUUGACAAAUCAGUCGUUGAAGAAGUUGCGGGAGGGGGCUGAGGAGUAUAAGGAGAGGAAGAGGGUUAAGGAGGAAAAGGCAGCUAAGAAAGAGAAGGGCGCAAAGGAAAGGGACGGAAAGGAGAAGGAAGUGACACAGAGCAAGAAGAAGGUGCAGGUCGAGAGGAAAUCAAGGGCAAAGCCAAAAAGGAGCACUGGGAAGGUGGUUAGCACUGGGAGGGUGACUAAGCCACGGAAGAGCAAACUCAUAAAGAUGUUAGGCAAGAAGGCGUAGAGUUGUGAAGAGAAUGUAUCUAUGUAGAUAUGGUAGUCUAGAUCGUAGUCUAUAUGUUGUACCGUAUGUAUUAUUGUGGC
This is a messenger RNA of Mollisia scopiformis, 1170 nucleotides long. RefSeq lists its product as uncharacterized. The record is from RefSeq and is a predicted model, not a curated record. The transcript has 3 exons. Bases 347 to 1090 code for a protein of 247 amino acids. NCBI's taxonomy places the organism in Eukaryota, Fungi, Ascomycota, Leotiomycetes, Helotiales, Mollisiaceae.